UUUUAGGGUUUUUGGGCUUAAUCAAAAUUCCUGCUAAAACCUUAUAUACUGCUAUACACUUAUAUUACAAUUCAACUGUAAUAAUGGCGGCCCCGACAAUUAAUCUUCACAACCUUCCUUCCACAGUAACCCAAACUCCAAAGAGACGUAUUUUGCAUUCGUCUGCAGUAUGGAACAAAUCUUCAGUUCAAAUUCAGAGAGCUUCAAAUGUAUUUUCUGUUGGUGGUCUAAAGUGGAGAAAGGCUAAAGAGCCUUUGUUUUCGAAUUCGAGUAGAGGGCAUCUUGUAUGUUGUGCUGUAAAUGAUUCUACUUCUGAGGUGAACUCGAAAGUUACUGAUAAAAAAGUUAGUAAGGUGGAUGGGAUUGAACCAUUUGGAGGGAAAUCGGGUUCUGUUUCAUUCAUUGGAUUGACACACCAGAUGGUUGAAGAAGGUAAAUUGGUGUCAUCACCGUUCAAAGAAAGCCGGUCUUUGCUUUGGAUCGUUGCUCCUAUCGCGUUGAUUUCAUCGGUUUUGCUCCCACAGUUUUUAGGCAUGUUAAGCAAUGACCUUCUUCAGGAUGUGGUUCUCACAGAGAUUGUGUACACUGCGUCUUCUGAGGUGAUGUUUUACAUAGGUUUAGCAACGUUUCUCUUUGUAACUGACCGAGUACAAAGACCUUACUUGCAAUAUAGCUCAAAACGAUGGAGUCUAAUAACAGGACUCCGUGGAUACUUGUCAUCAGCUUUCUUAGUAAUGGGGUUAAAAGUUUUAGCACCUCUGUUUGCUGCAUUUGUCACUUGGCCAUUGCUUGGUAUAGCUGGCGUCAUUUCCGUUGGCCCAUACUUAGCUGGCUGUUUGGUUCAGUUUAUAUUUGAGAAAGUUCUUGAAAAGCGUCAGUCAUCUUGUUGGCCUCUUGUUCCUAUUAUUUUUGAGAUUUAUAGGCUAUAUCAGUUGAGCAAAGCUAUGCAUUUCAUGGAGAAGUUGAUGUUUCAAAUGAGGGGUCUUCCAAAGUCGCCAGAACUGAUGGAGAAGAGUGGGGCACUGGCAGCAAUGAUUGUCACGUUUGAAGUUCUCGCGGUGGUUUGCAUCUGGUCGUUUUUGACAUUUAUACAAAGGCUUUUUCCUUCUAGACCAGUUGCCGAGAACUAUUAAGACGAAUUUUGUGAAAGAUGUUGUAAAGUCCAAGAUUUCUUUGUUUGAAUGGUAGUAGUACCACUAUGAAUAUAUUAUUAGUUUCUUCAUGCGAA
Molecule: messenger RNA, 1228 nt
Organism: Erigeron canadensis
Lineage: Eukaryota; Viridiplantae; Streptophyta; Magnoliopsida; Asterales; Asteraceae
Exons: 5
Coding region: 84-1133 (349 amino acids)
Cellular component (GO): chloroplast
Source: RefSeq, a predicted model, not a curated record